AUGCCGAAAGCAACUGAAACCACUCUCGUGACCCCGGAUCCUCCAUUGGCAACCCCAGCCCUUGAGUCGCCCGAACUGCGAUACUCGUACACGAUCGCGCGCGGCGAAAUGGGCGUGCUAUCCUUCGAGCCGUACAAGAGCCUGAUCCUGCCGUACUGGGCAUUCCGAACAGUCCCAAUCGCGCAGAAAUCCGCGUCGGUGCUAUGGACGAUAUUCGAAUCGUACAUUGAGCGCGGCGACCUGGUGGGCGCGGACAUGACGCGCAAGUUCAUCCAGAUGGGCAUGACCAGGGCGAAGCGCUAUGCGAACCAUAAGGGUGGGAGGAAGUAUGGGAAGGACGGUGUGGAGUUGGAGAAGUGGAGUGAUAAGGAGGUGGAUGAUGUGGAGGAUGCGAAGAGGAGGGAGAAGGAGGAGGCUAGUAAUGUCUUUAAGACCUAUUGGCGGAGGUGUACUGCUUCCGAAGGGUAUUUGAAGUUGAAGCGGGAGUGGACGCUGGAGAAGAAGGAUUGGUUGAAGGGGCAGGAGCCAGGUGACUGA
Molecule: messenger RNA, 537 nt
Organism: Exophiala bonariae
Lineage: Eukaryota; Fungi; Ascomycota; Eurotiomycetes; Chaetothyriales; Herpotrichiellaceae
Exons: 1
Coding region: 1-537 (178 amino acids)
Source: RefSeq, a predicted model, not a curated record